AUGCACGAACGAAAUACGAGGCUGCGGCCCGGUGACCUGGCGAAGUUGAAGGUGACAGUGCGGCGAGCCGAGGCAGAAGCCGAGGCAGACCGAGCCUUGGCGCAGUUGGGAGAAGUCGGCGGAGGCCCUGGGGGCGCGGUGGGCAUUGCUGCCGCGGCGCUUCUCCUCGGGUUCUCCCAGUCAGAUUCCCUUGUGGAGCGGAGAAGGGCGGCUACAACACUGAGAAUCGCUUCAGAGCGGCCAGCUGCCCUUGAGGCCGCUGCACGACAGGCGGCCCAUGCGACUGGCGGCGGCGACGCACGGCGGAUGAUCUUCUAUUGCAUUGUCAUUUCUCUGGAGAGUGGAAACUGGGGCCUUCUGGAGCUCGCAAGCACGCCCUCCCACAGGCACAGGACCGCAGUGAGUUUCUAG
Symbiodinium sp. CCMP2592 is the source of this 411-nucleotide messenger RNA. The record is from the annotation of a GenBank genome assembly. Lineage: Eukaryota; Dinophyceae; Suessiales; Symbiodiniaceae.